This is a messenger RNA of Micropterus salmoides (largemouth bass), 1022 nucleotides long. RefSeq names its product G-protein coupled receptor 4-like. The coding region runs from base 281 to 985 and encodes 234 amino acids. The transcript is spliced from 4 exons. Gene Ontology annotation, cellular component: membrane. NCBI's taxonomy places the organism in Eukaryota, Metazoa, Chordata, Actinopteri, Centrarchiformes, Centrarchidae. Gene Ontology annotation, molecular function: G protein-coupled receptor activity. The record is from RefSeq and is a predicted model, not a curated record. Gene Ontology annotation, biological process: positive regulation of Rho protein signal transduction; phospholipase C-activating G protein-coupled receptor signaling pathway.
UUGAAAAAGCAGAACUCCGGUCGACGCUGUUUUGCUCUGUUCUUUUCUUUUUUGCUGAUUGUACUUUAAUAAAAGACACUUUGAGUAAAGAAUCUCAAAGAUUAUUUUUCCUCUCCUCCUCCUGCUGCAAGGUUUCACUCUGAAGAAUGGACGGUUUCUACUUUAACAACACCUCACAGGACCAAAGCUAUAAUCACAGGACAUCACAGGUGUGGUGACAUGCAUAAUCAUUGCCAUCAGCCUUCCUCUGACCCUGGUGGCCAUCUAUUCUCUUUAUUCUAUGGUGAGAAGUGAUCAUGUUGCUCCCAUCUACCUCAUCAACCUUCUCAUUACUGACGUCCUUCAGUUCUGCUGCAUGAUCGUUGACGUGGCACCAAAUGUGGAUGAGAAUAUAUAUUUCAUCUUCUAUUGUAUUUACUUCUCUGCUCUGUUUGCCAGUGUUUACUUCAUGGUCUGCAUCGCCCUGGAAAGGUAUUUGGUCAUCGCCCACCCACUGUGGUACCGCUCCAGACGAACCAUCAAGACCUCUGUGGCGGUCUGUGUCCUGGUCUGGGUCCUUUCUCUUGUCUGUGCUUUUCUUAUAUUUUUCUCUGGAGUUCUGAUCAGAUACAUUAUCUUCCCUAUCCUCCUCCUCCCCCCCUUCCCACUGUUAAUAUUCUUCCUGGUUGGGACCCUCAAAGCCCUGUCUGCUACCAUUUCGGUUCGCUCUGAUGAAAAACGACGAAUUGUGGGAAUUUUAGUUCUGGUGCUGCUUAUUUACACGCUGCUGUUCCUGCCCAGAAUCAUUUGGUGCCUGAAAGUAUUCAAUGACAAUACCCUAGAAGACUUGAGACUCAACAGCCUGUCUUUCAUCUUUGUCAGGUUCAGUCCUGUUGCAGACUUGUUCCUGUAUGUCUUCAUGAGGAAAGGGACCAUAGACAAGCUUUUGGCCUCUGUGUGUUGCUGCAGAAUGGACAGCAAUGAUAUCAGCAGUCCAUCAGUAUGAAUGAUGACAACAUUUCCACAGUCAGCUUCAUGUAGUC